Messenger RNA from Pongo pygmaeus (Bornean orangutan), 8207 nucleotides. RefSeq names its product zinc finger protein 350 (gene ZNF350). The record is from RefSeq and is a predicted model, not a curated record. Gene Ontology annotation, cellular component: nucleus. Bases 6114 to 7706 code for a protein of 530 amino acids. Gene Ontology annotation, biological process: regulation of transcription by RNA polymerase II. The transcript has 5 exons. Gene Ontology annotation, molecular function: RNA polymerase II cis-regulatory region sequence-specific DNA binding; DNA-binding transcription activator activity, RNA polymerase II-specific. NCBI's taxonomy places the organism in Eukaryota, Metazoa, Chordata, Mammalia, Primates, Hominidae.
UCUCUUUCUCUCUGAUAAUUCUUUAGGAUUUCUGGUCAGUUUUGUCUGAGAUAUAGUUAUAACAUAUUAUCUUUGGUUACUCUCUCUGUGGCAUAUUGUCUCCAACCUUUUAUUCUCAAACUUCCCAUAUCAUUUUGGUUCAGACAUAUCAACUGUAAUAACCGCAUGUGGGGAGGCCGAGGCGGGUGUAUCAUGAGGUCAGGAGUUCAAGGCCAGCCUGACCAAGAUGGUGAAAUCCCAUCUCUACUAAAAAUACAGAAAUUAGCCAGGCGUGGUGGCGGGCUGUAACCCACAUGGACCUAUGGGACUGAACAAAUGGGGGCGAACGCGGGAAUAAAGACAAGAGACAAAAGAGUAUAUUUGGAAGAAGGGGUCAGGGAGCACCUUGCCUCUAGUGGACAAGGGCCCUGAGCUUUACACAGCCCUCUGUAUUUAUUAGGCACAAGAGAUAGGAGGGUGGGGGGUGGAAGAAGGGGUCAGCUUCUCAGUUCAGAGUAGCCUUGCAAGACUGCAUUCUCUAGAUGUCACAGUAGAUAACCUCUAGAUAACCUCGGUGCCAGGGAGUGAUUGCCUCCAGCAAACCUUCUGUCGGCAGGAGCAGUGGUGAGUUUGCUCACAUCUUGUAUUCAUAAUAAACAGUUUGCUGUUUGAUCAUAUAGCCUCCAGUGGAAUGCUGAGUUGGUCAUUUCCCACGGGGCUUCAUGUCCCACGGGGCUUCGGCUGCCUGCAUAUCCCCCUGUUUAUGAAUUAAUUGAAAGAAUGUAAGGCUGGGCUGGGCAGCUCUCAUUCUCCAAUUGGCGGUCCAUCCGAUUUUACAGACUAUAAACAGAAGACAGAGACAAAACAACAUUAUUCCAAGAACUACAUAUAAGAUGUUAAUGUGGUGCCUUAGAUAGGUCCAAGGGUUAAGGCUCUCCAGGCCUUCCUGGAAUUCGGUCCAGUCUUCUAAAGAAGGCUGAAAUUCUUGAGUUUGCCUAUUUAAAUCAAGAAUUUUGUUUUGUAAUUCACCAAUAUCACAGAUGAUGUUGGAUAUGAAAGCUCCCUGCAAAUGGGCUUUCACAAGGUCCCACAGAUACUCACUUUGGUUAUAUUCUGAGUUAGUUACGCAAAUAUGGGUGUGAUUAAAAUGACAGCGCAAUUGCUGCUGCAACUGCAAGCUUUGUACUUGUUCCCCUAACCACAGAACCGUGGAUUUUAACAUUGCCACUUCAGUUUGUAACUCAGUGUUAAUUUUAUUCUGAAGUAGCCUCGCUUGGUCAGCUGUGCAUGUCCAGUUCUCUACCUACCGGGCUGUUUGAAUAGAAUUAUGCAGAGUUACAGAAGAUAUCACAACAGAAGCUAUUAGUUUGACCAAGGAAACAAUAGCAAAAAUUAUGCCUAAGGCUCUACGGACACAGUGAGUAAGCUGAGUUAGAAGAAGUUUUACAAAAUGCAAAGCAGGUGUGGUAGCCCAAGGCUCAGACAGAUUAACAGGAAUCCAUAGCCCAGGGAUGCAACCAAAAAUAUCAAAGUAGACAUAUUAUGUGUUCACAAUGUGCUAUGAUUAAUGCAGUGAUAUAACUGGCAAGAUUUACAGGUCAAUUGGGUGUUGUUUACCUGAAGCUGGUCCUUCUUAGCUGCCAAAAAGGCAUAAGGAUUAAAAACACAAACUGUAAAUUGAGUGGUGCUAUUCUUUACAAAUGCAACAUUAAGACUUUGUUGCUUACUAUUGCUAUUAUUAGAUAGUGUUCCAAUCCAGAUGUUGCCAUUCAUAAAUGGGAGUGCCGCCUUCCAUAUAGUUUCUUGAAUUGGUCCUUUCCUCCCCAGAUAAUGCAACUGAGGAAGAGGUGGGCUAAAGCCUGCUCCAUGCCAAGCAAUCUGAGCAGCAGACUGGGAUUGGAUUCUGGUGUUGUGUAAAGAAGAAGCAUUAAAAGCUUGCCACCAAUGCCAGUGAAGUUUGUGCCAUGAUUUCUGACUUUCACCUUUUCCAUCUAAUUGACCUUUAGGUUCCCAAUCCACAAUGUCUCCAGUUGACAUAUAUUGUUUACUAGCCAGUGGAUCAAGACACUGGGUCCACGGAGUGGGGUAGGAACUAUUGAAUGGAAUCCAUUCUGUAUAAUCAGCACAGUUAGGGUGAUUGGACUGGGAAUGGUUGGUUAGCACACCAGUUACAUUAAUAGAACCAAGACUUAAUAAGUACAUAAUUUUUCCAUAGUGACUCAACCAUGUUUGAGCUUGAAUUGUAAGACAGCUAUGGCUGAGCGAUGUCUUUGUGGUGAUACACAAAGGGAGUCCUUCCAGUGGAGCGGUAUAAUUAAUGACAUUGUUCUGAGAGUCUGACUGUUCUAUGUCAGAGGGAGUGAGGGGUCCUGGAGCCCACUCUCCCUGAUCGUGAUAAAUCUCAGGAGGAGUGAGCUCCAAAGUAUAGGCCAUACUGCUGGGGGAUUGGGAACAUAUGCCCAAUAUGUUUUUGCCUGUGCACAGGGAAAACGUGGCGCACAGGACAUUAUGGCUAAGAUGGCCAAGAACGUGGAAUCAGGGGUUUUUGCCUGUCCCUGACACUCCAGUAGUUUCUCAGCUUCAUGCGUGGUUUUCUUGAGUUGUCCCCAGGUUAUGGGGGUUGAUGUCAUCGUGACUCUGGUUGGCCUUCUCUCCAUCUUUGCACUCAGGCUCAGCUGACUCAUAGCUUGUACAGGAGGGACCGGGCCCAUGGUUGGCCACCGUGUGUUUCUCCAGUCUCCCAUUCCGUGGUCGCACGCACCUUGAGGGCACCCACACGGCUUGUCCAUCUCCUGUAAACACACAAGCAUACCCUCUUCCCCAGGUCAGUAAAUCCACCGGGCCUUUCCAUUGUCCUCCUGCUGGGGAUUUCCAUAACACUUUCAGGUAAACUGCUUUUUUCCUCUAACACUUGCCAAUGUCUUUCUGCUGGAGUCUUAACCAUCCAUACCAGGAGUCAGAAAAUUUAAAGUAAAUAAGGCUAAAUGUAGUUUUGAUUGAGGUGGUAGUUGGCCUCUUAUACCCCCUUUUUGUCCUUUCAACAUGCAUUGUAAUGUUUGAUGUGCCCAUCGUAUAGAUAUUACUGACACAUCAGCCCCCGUAUCCAUAAACCCAUAAAAUUUCUUUCCUUUAAUUUGUACUACACAGGUAGGUCUAUUAGAGGCUAUGGGUUGGGAAAGAUAGAUUUCCCGUGUAGUUGUGCUCCCAAACCCUUUAUUUCCUUGUUUCUCUUUUCAUGGGGAAGGGUGUAAUUCACAGGGAAUAAGCAAUAAUGGAGCAAUAUAUUCUCCCAGUUCAAAAACCCAAAGAUCUUGUGACAUUAAAACUACCUGAAUUUCUCCUUCAUAAUCAGAGUCAGUCACUUCUGGGACUACAGUGAUGCCUUGCAAGUUAAGGCAGCUUUUACCUAAAAUUAGUCCUGUGUACCCUGUCAGUAAAGGUCCCCAAAUACCCAAAUAGGUUUGUCUCCCCUAACUAAUGUGAUUCUUUCUCUGGUGGGUAGAUCUAAUCCUGCACUUCCUGGUGUUCCUGGGUUGAGGGAAUCAAUGUGCCUCCAGGAACCCAUCCCUGAAGUGGGGUUGUGGUCUGCACUGGGAAUGCCCUCAUUGUUCGAGGGGUCUGGGUCCAGGCCCCCAUCUCGUUUACCGACGGGGUGCCAUUCUGAUGAAAUUUUGAGCAGCACUGGGUAGCCCAGUGAUUUCCUUUGUUACGGCGAGUACAGAGUCCUGGUGUUUUUUCUGCUAGGGAGUGAACUGCAUUGUAAUAUCCUUUCUGUCCUGAGAUCUGGCGGCAUUCCUUUUUUAAAUGUCCAGUUUUUCCACAAUUAUAACAUUUUCCCAUUUUAGGGUUUGACCCUUGGCUCCUUUUAGAUUAGUUAGCUGCUAAAUUAGCCAUUGCUUAUGCUAACUUUGCAGAUUGAUGAAGCUCAGUUCCUACAUCCUGACAAGCUCUGAGAAAAUUUCCCAAGCUUUUUGUACACCUCACUGGUGGCAGUGCACAUUUACAAUACACGUUUGCAUUCUCAAAAGCCAAAGUUAAGGUUAGCAUUUCUGCAGCAACAGUAUGAGGAAUCUGACGCUUCACUGCCUCUUGUAAUCUUGUAAGAAAUUGUGCAUAGGGUUCCUGCGACCCUUGCAUGAUAUGUAAAAAGGACUGUACUGGGACUCCCUCUUCAGGAUUGUGGCCCAGGCGUGUUUAGCGGCCUGUGCACACUGCUGAUAAGCAGCAUCUGGGAGUGCCAUUUGACGUUCUACGUCUGAAUAAGGGCCACGACCUAACAGCAUAUCCUCUGUCAUGUCUCCGUAUCCAGCAACACGAUUCUGUUUAGCCUGGUCUGCAUACAUUUCUUGCCAAUUUAAAUUCCAUGUCAGAUAUGCACUAGCGGACAAGCAAGUUCGCGCCAAGUGUCUCACAUCGAAGGGUAAAAAACGCAUAGCACCAAACACAGAUUCUAGCAAUCCUAAGGUCAAUGGGCUCUUUAUGCCAUUAUUUACCACUCUCGCUUUUAAUUCCUUCAACAACUUAUACUCUAGUGGGGUGUGUUCAUGAAUAACCUGCUGUGGAUUAUUUGGAUCAGGCCUUAUGGAAAUAGGAAAAGCACAAUGUCCUAAGGGCUCUCCAGCUAUGGCAGCAGAGCAUUAAAUUCUUUGUAUUAGGGUUUCUAUUUCUGCCACCGAAGGAGGCAGUACAGAUGAUUCUACAACUGAAGGAGGCGGUAUAGGCCAAUUUUUAUCCUCCCUCUCCUGUUUUUUAUUUUUAAUUGGAGCUGUGGGUGGGUCAACAGAUUCUUUCAGAUCUUUAGAUUCAGCUUGCUGUCCUGCUGAAUAAUAAUGAGAUAAUGGCAGAAGUACAGUACGAACUAAACUCCAAGUGGAGAAAACAGAAGAAUCAACUUUAAGACCUUUUUGAUGAGCCUGUUUUAAUCCUUCUCCUGCUGUAUCCCAAUUUCCACAUCAAGAGUGCCUGCUUGUGGAAACCAUGGGUUAUGUGUAAUAACCUUUUGUGGCUUUUGCAGGAGGUUACUGUCUGCGAAUUAACCUGAGCUCCAGACUGUCUCAACAGAACUUUAAGCAACUGCACAUAAUGUUUUUCUUCAAGAGACAAAUUCUUUCCCUUGUUACCCUGAUUCAGAAAACUUCCCAGGACUUCUUUAAAGCAGCGCUCCCAGUACCUCUUUAGGGCACUGACCUUAUAUAUGCUGCCAGCAGACUCUUCCCAGGGUCCCUGUUCACCUUGUCCAUUUCAGUUCCUCUGCUCCAGCAGACCUUCUUCAUUCACGUCCUUGAAGUCCCAUGUUCAGAUGCUGCUCGUUGGGCGUCCUUGGAGUCCCUGUUCUGGGUUGCCAUUUGUAACCUGCACAGACCUAGGUGGACUAAACUAAGAGGGUUGAACGUGGGAACAAAGAUGAGACAAAAGAGUAUAUUUGGAAGAAGGGGUCAGGGGGCACUUUGCCUCUAGAGGACAAGGGCCCUGAGCUUUACACAGCCCUUCAUAUUUAUUAGGCAAAAAAGACAGUGAGAAAGGGGGAGGUGGAAGAAGGGGUCAGCUGCUCAGUCCAGAGUAGUCUUGCAAGACUGCAUUUUCUAGAUGUUGCAGUAGAUAACAGCGCCAGGGAGUGAUUGCCUCCAGCAAACCUUCUGUCAGCUGGAGCAGUCAUGAAUUUGCUGACAUCCUGUAUUCAUGAUAAACAGUUUGCUGUUUGAUCUAUAGCCUCCAGUGGAAUGCUGAGUUGGUCACAUCACACGGGCCUUCGGCUCCCUGCAGCAGGUGCCUGUAAACCCAGCUACUCAGAAGGCUAAGGCAGAGAAUUGCUUGAACCUGGGAGGCUGAGGUCACAGUGAGCCGAGAUUGCACCAUUGCACUCCAGCCUGGGCGACAGAGUGAGACUCUAUCUCAAAAAUUAAAAUAAAAUAAACCCCAGAUGUUAUUGGAUUUUAAUUUUUAAUCAUUCUGACAGUUUUGAGGUUCUGACUCCUCAGGAGCAAAAAACAUAACCUGAAGAGGGAGGAAGUGGAUUUGGGGUUCACCAUUUCUAGGGGCACACUUGAUUGAAGACUGAGACUUCUGAAGAGAAGGCCAGAAGAUACAAAGACAGACCAUCCCAGUUGAAUGCUGUCUUCCAAGAACAGAAGAAAAUGAUCCAGGCCCAGGAAUCCAUAACACUGGAGGAUGUGGCUGUGGACUUCACUUGGGAGGAGUGGCAACUCCUGGGUGCUGCUCAGAAGGACCUGUACCGGGACGUGAUGUUGGAGAACUACAGCAACCUGGUGGCAGUGGGGUAUCAAGCCAGCAAACCGGAUGCACUCUUCAAGUUGGAACAAGGAGAACAACCGUGGACAACUGAAGAUGGAAUCCACAGUGGAGCCUGUUCAGACAUGUGGAAAGUUGAUCAUGUGCUGGAGCACUUGCAGAGUGAAAGCCUGGUGAACAGAAGGAAACAAUGUCAUGAACAUGAUGCAUUUGAAAAUAUUGUUCAUUGCAGCAAAAGUCAGUUUCUGUUAGGGCAAAAUCAUGAUAUAUUUGACUUACAUGGAAAAAGUUUGAAAUCCAAUUUAGUUAACCAGAGCAAAGUCUAUGAAAUAAAGAACUCUGUUGAGUUUACUGGAAAUGGGGACUCCUUUCUUCAUGCUAACCAUGAACGAGUUCAUACUGCAAUUAAAUUCCCUGCAAGUCAAAAACUCAUCAGCACUAAGUCCCAAUUCAUCAGUCCCAAGCAUCAGAAAACACGAAAAUUAGAGAAGCAUCAUGUGUGCAGUGAAUGUGGGAAAGCUUUCAUCAAGAAGUCUUGGCUAACUGAUCACCAGGUAAUGCAUACAGGAGAGAAACCCCACAGAUGUAGUCUAUGUGAGAAAGCCUUCUCCAGAAAGUUCAUGCUCACUGAACAUCAGCGAACUCAUACAGGAGAAAAACCUUAUGAAUGCCCUGAAUGUGGCAAAGCCUUUCUCAAGAAAUCACGGCUCAACAUACAUCAGAAAACACAUACUGGAGAGAAACCCUAUAUAUGCAGUGAAUGUGGAAAAGGCUUCAUCCAGAAAGGAAAUCUCAUUGUACAUCAGCGAAUUCAUACAGGUGAGAAACCUUAUAUAUGCAAUGAAUGUGGAAAAGGCUUCAUUCAGAAGACUUGUCUCAUAGCACAUCAGAGAUUUCACACAGGAAAGACGCCCUUUGUGUGCAGUGAAUGUGGAAAAUCCUGUUCUCAGAAAUCAGGUCUCAUUAAACAUCAAAGAAUUCACACAGGAGAGAAACCCUUUGAAUGUAGUGAAUGUGGGAAAGCCUUUAGCACAAAGCAAAAGCUCAUUGUCCAUCAAAGGACUCAUACAGGAGAGAGACCCUAUGGCUGCAACGAGUGUGGGAAAGCGUUUGCGUAUAUGUCGUGUCUGGUUAAGCAUAAGAGAAUACACACAAGGGAGAAACAAGAGGCAGCCAGGGUGGAAAAUCCUCCUGCAGAGAGGCACAGCUCAUUACACACCAGUGAUGUCAUGCAGGAGAAAAACUCUGCUAACGGGGUGACUACACAAGUGCCUUCUGUGGCCCCUCAGACAUCAUUAAACAUCAGCGGCCUCCUUGCUAACAGGAACGUAGUCCUUGUGGGACAGCCAGUGGUCAGAUGUGCAGCCUCAGGAGAUAACAGAGGAUUUGCACAGGACAGAAACCUUGUGAAUGCAGUGAAUGUGGUUGUGCCUUCUGUGAUCAAUUAUGUCUUAUUUUAUGUUACAGAAAACCCAUAGGAAGAAAACUCAGAUCUAUGUGGAAAAGGGUUGAGCAAAAAUUUGUAGUUCAUUAUGUGGCCGAAAAGCACACACUGAGAGAAAAUGUAUAAGGCUGAGAUAGCCUGAUAAACUCAUCCUAUUUAAAUGUAUGCUGUGAUACACAGGCAAAAUCUGAUGUUAACCUAAGCACAUACACAGCAGUUGCUCGAUUGUCUCAAUUAAAUGAGUAAAGGAAGCCCAAGUACUUUUAAGUGGAGGAAAUGAAGUACUGUGAAUUUUUAAAAGAGAUGAGAUAAUUGGUGUUGGGAGUGUUGCAGUAAAGCUUCAUAAGGGGCGGUUGGUGGGAAAGGGCUGAUACUGGAAUGGUGGAAUGUGGGACACAUAUGUGUCAAUUCAGUUUCCUUAGAUCAGUGUGGAGGGUUAAUUGAAAACCAGGACCAUAAACUUUCAGAACUUUGUAUUACGCAGAGGGAUCUGUGAAACUAGUCAAUUUGUUUCAUUAAACAAAUAUUUUAAAAU